UUGUUCUAUCUAUUGAUCUGUAACUUUUAUUUAUUAAUUAUUGCUGCUCUUUCUGAUAAUUUUUCUAUGAAUUUAUGAUACUGAUCAUUUUUUAUGUUUGUUUCUUAAUUAUUUUUAAUAUCACAAAUGAAAAUUAAUUAUAUACUUUUGUAUGUCAAAUCAAAAAGUAAACAUUGGUUGGUACUUGGUAUUUAGUUGGCAAAUUGCUACCAAGAAUUUCUAGAAUAAUAUCAUGUAACUAGAAGCAAGGUGAUUUUGUGAAAUAUGCUGUUGCAAUUAACAUUGCAUCGCAUGCAUUAGUAAAUAUUUUGCUGGUGUCAGUUCAAUUGAGUAGAAUUAUUUUUUGUUUAAGAUUUUUCUUUACAAUGUUUCAUUCAAACAGAAAAAUUCUUUGUCAUGGUUGCUGGCUUCUGCGGCGUGUUAUCAAUAAUCAAUCAAUAAACUCUCCAUUUCUAUUACAACAACGACUACUAUUUUCAUCAAAAGCAACAAUUGCAAGAUCUGAAUGGACAGUUUGUUUAUUUUCUUUCAGAAAACAACAUCGUUAUUCUAAUUUAAAUUUUUCCCUUAUUCCUCAUAAACGAACAUUCUCAUUUUCUUCAUUUUGUUUUCAAAACGUUAAAAAUUCUACAGCAACUCAAACCAUUAUUGAUGACACUCCAAAUGAUCCAUCAGUAACAAAAAUCCCAUUUGUAUACUCACAGAAAUCAUCGCCUAGCGAUAAAGAGCAGCAAACUUCGUCAGAUAAGACUGUAUCAGAUGAACAAAAAGAACUUACUAGUCGAACCACUCAUGGUGUUCGAAUUCUCAAAUAUACCGCUUAUUUUCUUGGCGUGUGGCUGGUAAGUACAUUAAGUUACAUUGUACUUGCUUGGGGUACAUCAGAAUUAGAUCAAGAAGGAAAUGUGGUAUUGGAUGAAUAUAGUCAUUUGCCAGUAUGGAAACAAUAUUUAAAACGUUCAUUUAAAGGUGUUAUUGAUUAUUGGCAAACAAUUAAAGAGCCCAC
Didymodactylos carnosus is the source of this 1006-nucleotide messenger RNA. NCBI's taxonomy places the organism in Eukaryota, Metazoa, Rotifera, Eurotatoria, Philodinida, Philodinidae. The record is from the annotation of a GenBank genome assembly.